This is a messenger RNA of Ananas comosus (pineapple), 429 nucleotides long. RefSeq names its product acanthoscurrin-1-like. The record is from RefSeq and is a predicted model, not a curated record. NCBI's taxonomy places the organism in Eukaryota, Viridiplantae, Streptophyta, Magnoliopsida, Poales, Bromeliaceae. The coding region runs from base 1 to 429 and encodes 142 amino acids. The transcript has a single exon.
AUGGCUAGGGCUUUAGCCCUCUUGAUUUCCGGCGAUGUCGGCGGCGAAUCCGUUUCUCAAUUCUCCGGGAUUCUUCUUAUGAUAUGCAUGGUUUUGUUGACGGUCUCCGUCUUGGCCAUCGUCGCGUUCAAUUGCGGCGUCAAGAAGCCGAAGCCGAAGAAUAAUGUGUACUACUACGGCGCCGGGAACCCUCCGCCUUACUACGGAGGCGGUCCGACCUACGCAAGUGGCGGCGGCGGCGGCCGUGGUGGCGGUGGCGUCGGUGCAGGCCUGGCGGUCGGAGCUGGCGUAGGCUUGGCCGCCGGUUUGGCCACUGGCCUGGUCGUCGACGCCGCUAUCGACAGCGCUCAUGGCGGCGGCUGUGGUGGCGGUGGCUGUGGUGGCGGUGGCUGCGGCGGCGGCGGCUGCGGCGGCGGUUGUGGUGGUUAA